Messenger RNA from Trypanosoma theileri, 1134 nucleotides. RefSeq lists its product as uncharacterized. Lineage: Eukaryota; Euglenozoa; Kinetoplastea; Trypanosomatida; Trypanosomatidae. The transcript has a single exon. The coding region runs from base 1 to 1134 and encodes 377 amino acids. The record is from RefSeq and is a predicted model, not a curated record. Gene Ontology annotation, molecular function: thiopurine S-methyltransferase activity.
AUGCGGCGUGCUGUGCUGCAACGUAGCGGGUUUCGAAUCCCGACUGGUGACGAGCUUGACGCCCAUAUUCUUAUUAAUCGUUUUCGCAAGAGAAAUGCUGGUAGCAAUAACAGCAGCGGUGGUAAUAGACGUUGGCUGCCACACGCCAUCACUGCAACUCGUAUGCAAGGCUGGGUUGGUGUGGGCGCUAUUCUGCUUGGCGCAGCUGUUUUUCUCGGCCCGUGGCUUCUUGAUGAGUACCGUGAGAUGCUUGGAUAUAAAUUUGUGCCACUACCACCUUCUGCCAUGCCGCAUAUGUCGACAUCAUGGUGGGAGAACGAGUGGCUAAAGGGCAAUCCGCUCUGGCGGGCGGGUGAGUCAACGGAAGGUUUUUAUCGGGGUCCAUUUGACUUUGUGCGUUCUGUAACGGGUAGAGACAUGUACGAUGCUAACGCAUUUAAGCAACAUGGAGAAAAGAAAGGAAUAAAAGAAAUAUUUACAACAAAGAAAGAGCAUCCGCGUGCAUUUGUGCCACUUUGUGGUGACUCGCCGAUUGUCCGAGAACUCGCCGUACGCGGGUUCGAGGUGGAUGCCGUGGAUGCAUCUGAGACGGCUAUGCGUGCAUGUGUAGCUCGCACUGAACGUGCACUUGACGACGAUGAGUUUAAGCGUAUUCAUCUCCAUUGGCGUGAUAUCUUCGCACCGGAGUUGUGGCAGGGACCAUUGCGCGGGGUGAAGUUUGAUCUCAUUUACGAGCGACAGGGAAUGACAUCGCUGAACCGCGAUCAGCGCGAGGAUUACGCCUAUUUACUGCGACAGGCACUCGCUGAUGAUGGUGUGAUGUAUGUUGAGGGUAUUUUCCGAACUGGCCGAGUGCGUGGAAACACUAUGCGUGGGCCGCCGUAUGCACUUUCAAGGCGUGAAUUGCAACGACUAUUCCCCGAACGUGAUGGAUACAUUGUGCGCUGUGAAGAGACAAACGAUGCUAUGGCAAUGUUGAGCCGUGAAAACCGCAUCCUGCAGCGUGUGCCUAGGGAGUUGUACGUCACACCGUUCCACUGCGCGGUGUUCCGCGAGGGGAGUGUUAACGCGGCACGGUUGACGGCGUCACUGAACGACACUCCACAGCAAAAAGUCACGCAAGUAGAUGAAUGA